GGUGUCCGGGGGCGGGGGCGGGAGCGCUGGGCUGUGAUGGCGGCGCCUCCUCCCUGCUGUGGUCGCGCUGCUGGGGGCCGGGAUUCAGCCGCCGGGUGACGGGCAGUGAGGGCGGCGACAUGCCGGCGCUGGUGGCGUUCGGGAGGCGCUGGUCCCUGGCCGGGGACGACCUGGUCUUUCCCGGGGCCUUCGAGCUGCUGCUGCGGGUCGUGUGGUGGAUCGGGAUCCUGGUGUUGUACCUGACCUACAGAGGGCAGCUUGACUGUACACAUGGAAGGAUUCUCCCCAGCUAUCUUUUCAUCUUGAUUGGUCUUCUGGCUGCCAUCAUUAUUAUCCUGUUUGUCAUAGUAUGUGUUAGUAUGCAAGGAACCAUCACCAAUCUCCGCCCUCGACGACAUCUCCCUGUUCUGAUCUAUGUCCGAACUGCUCUCUAUCUACCCGAGCUGGGCUGGGCGAUCAUGGGUGCUGUCUUGAUCAAUGAUGAAAGGCAGGGCUGCCCUGCCACCUUGAUCAAUACGAUCUCUAUCGCUGUCGUUGCAAGUUGGAUUUUCCUGCUGUUCACGGUGAUCGCUGUCCUCGUUGUUUUCGACCCUCUGGGCAAACCCAAGCGGCCGUUGCCGGGAGGCGGGUGGGACUUGGAGAGCAGCGAGUCGGGGCAGCUGCUGUACACGGCCCGCUCGCUGGCUGCCCGCGUCUGGGAGUACAGGUUGAAGCUGCUCUGCUGCUGCAUCGCCAGGGACGCUGACACCCAAACAGCCUUCACCCACAUUGGACAGCUCUUCAGCACCUUCUUCAUGGAUACUGACCUGGUCGCUGGUGACAUUGCUGCAGGCCUCUCCCUCCUGCACUUGGAGCAGGACAAGAUCGAGCAGAGCCGGAGGCUGGACGACGAGGCUUGCCUGGACCCACAGCCAGCAGCCACUGCGGAGGAGCUGGAUGGGGAUCUGGAGACCGCGGCCCACUACAUGCGCUUUGCUGCUGCAGUCUACGGCUGGCCCCUCUACAUCUUCAGUCACCCGCUGACUGGCCUCUGCAAGCUGAACUGUGGCUGCUGGUGCUGCAGAAGCCAAGCUCCCGAUCCGCCCGAGGGUGGUGGGGACUGCCUGGAGUGCAACUUCAGCUCCAUGCUCCAGACCACGGGGCUGCAACACCGUGACUUCAUUCAUGUCAGCCUGCACAAUAAGAUCUACGAAAUUCCAUUUUUUGUGGCACUGGAUCACAAGAUGGAGGCAGUGGUGGUGGCGGUGCGGGGAACACUCUCCCUGGAGGAUGCUCUGACCGACAUGUGUGCAAACUGUGAGACGUUAAACAUCACAGGGGUGACGGGAGAAUGUGUGGCACACAAGGGCAUCCUCCAGGCUGCUACUUACAUUUACAAGAAAUUGAUGAAUGACGGGAUUUUAAGCCAAGCCUUCGCAGUUGUUCCGGAGUACAGGCUGGUGGUGACCGGCCACAGUCUGGGAGCGGGAGCAGCCUCCAUCCUCGCCAUCCUGCUUCACUCCUCCUUCCCCCAGCUGCGAUGCUACGCCUUCUCACCGCCCGGCGGCCUGCUCAGCGAGGCUCUGGCUGAGCACAGCAGAGGAUUCAUUCUGUCCAUCAUCCUGGGAAAGGAUCUCAUUCCAAGGCUCAGUCUCCCGAACGUACAGGACCUGAAGAACAAGAUACUACGGAUAGUUGCCCACUGCAACCGACCCAAGUACCAGAUCUUGCUGCACGGCUGUUGGUACGAGGUUUGCGGCGGCAAUCCUAACAGGUUCCCCACGGAGAUGGAGGAGGAGCACCGGGCACAGCUGGCGCAGCCGCUCCUGGCCGAGCAGAGCCUGCGGGCGGACCGCUCCGGAUCCCACGGCAGCAUCUCCGACUCCUCCCCUCCCCACUCCCCCCCUCCCCACUCCCCCUUCACGGGUCCGCCUCUCUUUCUGCCGGGAAAGAUCAUUCACAUCAUGGAGGAGCGCAGGGACGGAUGCCUGUAUUUUUCCCAGGUGAAGCAUCAUGCUGUGUGGCGUGAGGCCUCCUCCUUCUCCAGUAUCCUCAUCAGCCCCAAGAUGAUAACGGAUCACAUGCCGGACCUGCUGUUGAAGGUGCUGCAACAGCUGUGCAAAGAGACCCCCUCCGUCCUCUGCUCCUCGCACGGCCCAGCGGCCACUGACCCCCUGCCAGUCUAACUGCAUCCAGCCCUCGACCCGGCUGAAGCUGAUCUGUGGGCGAGGGAGCGGAGUAACGUUACACACAGCCGCUCCUGCCCAGCAAGCAUGUUUAUACAUCGACAGUGCGGACUCCUUCCAUCUGCGAUCAAGGACGCUUAAAAACAGUACUGAAUUAUUAAGCAUGUUUACUUUAGACAACACGAUGGAUCUGAUCCAUUUUUAUUCAUCCUGAAGAGCUCUUCUAAUGAGAACCAUUGCAGUAAAUCCAGGCCAAAAUAUAUCUACUUUUCAAAGUGGACCGGAGCGUUUAUGUGGAUAGUUUAACUUGUAAAAUUUUGAGUGAAAUCAGUGAAGGAGAGAUGAAUAUGGACUGAGAUUUCCUCAAUUUAGCCAUGGUAUUCCGGGACGGAGAAGAAAUGUGUGACGUUUCGGGUUAGACACUGAAGAAGGGUCUCGACCCGAAACGUCACCCAUUCCUUCACUCCAGUGAUGCUGCAUGUCCCGCUGAGUUACUCCAGCCUUUUGAAAAGAUCUUCAGCUUUUUCAGAUCUUGUUUAGGACUGUUCACUGGAAACUACGCUCAAGAACAGCCCAGCCUCGGGGCUAUUCCGCCUUGUGUAUAAUUGGCAAACAAAACUAAUGGGGGUGACAGUGGCACAGCAGACACCCGGGUUCGAUCUGCACUACGGGUGCUGUUUGUACGCUUUUCCUGUGACCACGUGGGUUUGCUCUGGAUACUCCGGUUUCCUCUCACAUCCCAAAGAUGUGCAGGUUUGUAGGUUAAUUGCCUUCGGUAAAAUUGUCCCUAGUGUUUAUGAUGGUGCUUGUGUAGGGGCUGAUCAAUGGUCUGCGUGGACUCCGGCUGAAAGGCCUGUUUCAAUGCUGUAUCUCUAACAUCUAAUCAGCUGUUUAAAAAAAAAUGUGCAGCUGCUGGAAGCCUUUGGUGUGUGAUGGUAGUCAGUGAAGUUACAGGAGCAGCAGUUGUCAUGGUUAUUGAUAAUCAGCCUGUGUCUUGGAGCCGUGAGCUGUUUGUGCACAGCCUCCUCUGCCUGUCGGGGACGGGGCGUACUCUGUGCCCAUGGCUGAGUGAUCAGUGACUGGGGCUUCCUGUGAGGCAGUGAAGCAUCCGUCUUGCUGGGAAGUUGAGACUGUGAGGGAGUCUAGUAUCAGGUGUGUGGAUUGCGUCCUGCACCCCCUUAAAUGGGGCAUUGAGAGCUGUGCCCCUGUUCACCUCCCUUUUGUGAGGAGUGUGGAGAUAUUUGCAGGGUAGCAAGUGGUACUCUGUCGACCAUCUGGUGCUCUGUUGAACCUGUGGUAGUUCUGUAAAUAACUGUGUGGAUGAAGGAGACAGGUUUAUAUGGUGGGGGCUGCAGUGGCUUCAAGCAGCAGGCAAAGUCAGUGUGUUGUUCCUGUGUUGUGUGACAGCUCUCAAGCCCCACAUACAACAACCUUUCCCGCUGACUGUCUUCGCCCCAGUUGUUGAAAUAUUACAGCAAAGGUAAUGCUGUCUUAACAGAACAACAUUAAUAAAUUAGUCAAUUAGCCACGGGUAAAGGUUAACCCUCAACUCCUGUGACCAUAAUUGGCCACAAAGGUCACGGUGCGGUGGCAAUAAAUGUUACGCUUGUGUGUGAGAGAGGGGACUCCCCAGAUACUGAGGUUGGGAUUGAGCCAUUUGCUGCUGGCGUGAGGUGCCAGUGACUGUAUGUCCCGACACUGAUCAGACUUUACAGGAGCCAACUAUCUAGGAGCUGGGGCUGAUCUGUGGUCAUUUUGUAUGGUUGUGAGGAGAAAAUAAAAGGCACCAGUGUGAAAAAGGAUCCCAACUUGAAACAUGGCCUGUUCAUUUCCCUCCACAGAUGCUGCCUGUCCUGCUGAGUUCCUCCAGCAUCUGCCGUCUCUUGUCCACGUCAGCCAGCCUGCCUGCUGAUUAAAUAUCUCAGCAGCUGCUGGGGACAGUGUUGAGUUGGUGGGCUCCUGCCUUGUUUUUGCAUUUGUGUCUUUUUACACAAGUGUCAGGCAUGCCGGGAGCUGAUGCUGGCUCGUAGCUCAGCUGCUACCACUAACACCAGGGGCAGCUGGUUGGCACAUCCCACCCUGAAACAAACCACCUCCACAACUCAAUCCAAUGAUCUCUUGAUUUGCCAAAUAAUCCAUUUAAAACAAAAUGGAGUUGUUAAGCACUGAUGUUGUAAUCUGCUAUUAACAUUUAAGGUAAGUAAUCAAGAGAAGUUUGCUUAUCAUUCAGAGCUACAGUGUCAGAAUCUAUUGGAAAGUCACAAAGCUUUUAAAUGAAUGCCUGGAAUGGAUUCUCACGAUGUGUUGCCUAUUGAUGUUUAAUCAUUGCUCUGUAAAUAUUCUGUGAUGGAGGUUAUUUACAUUUCAGCUAAUGUACAAAAUAAAGUUGUUUCUAACUGUUUCCUAA
Molecule: messenger RNA, 4572 nt
Organism: Amblyraja radiata (thorny skate)
Lineage: Eukaryota; Metazoa; Chordata; Chondrichthyes; Rajiformes; Rajidae
Gene: daglb
Product: diacylglycerol lipase, beta
Exons: 15
Coding region: 120-2165 (681 amino acids)
Biological process (GO): neurogenesis; arachidonate metabolic process; diacylglycerol catabolic process
Cellular component (GO): plasma membrane; cytoplasm
Molecular function (GO): triacylglycerol lipase activity
Source: RefSeq, a predicted model, not a curated record